Molecule: messenger RNA, 1051 nt
Organism: Phycodurus eques (leafy seadragon)
Lineage: Eukaryota; Metazoa; Chordata; Actinopteri; Syngnathiformes; Syngnathidae
Gene: her8.2
Product: hairy-related 8.2
Exons: 5
Coding region: 153-740 (195 amino acids)
Biological process (GO): regulation of transcription by RNA polymerase II; anterior/posterior pattern specification; regulation of neurogenesis
Cellular component (GO): nucleus
Molecular function (GO): RNA polymerase II cis-regulatory region sequence-specific DNA binding; protein dimerization activity; DNA-binding transcription factor activity, RNA polymerase II-specific
Source: RefSeq, a predicted model, not a curated record
CUGCAAUGGAGUGCAUGGUUUCAGGCUGGACAUCUGUUGCUCGUGCCCACCUCCCACCCCUCCUCCUCCUCCAGGCCGGUUCUCUGGGAGGGACGUAGCGCACGGAGGGCCCUAGAGACACAGUGAGAUUCAGAGAGGAGACUGCCAGCAUCAUGACUGCUUCAUCUAUGGCUCACACUAUAGGAAAACACUCCAGUGCAAAAGAGGAGAGGAAGAUGCGGAAGCCUCUGAUUGAGAGGAAACGACGUGAGAGGAUAAACAAUUGUUUGGAUCAGUUGAAAGAGACUGUGAUCAGCGCCUUCAGACUUGAUCAAUCCAAACUCGAAAAAGCCGACAUACUCGAGAUGACAGUGAAACAUCUGCAAAAUAUCCGGACUAAUAUACUUCAUGACCCUCUGGAGUCCCAGCAGAAAUACAGCAAAGGAUACAUCCAGUGUAUGCAUGAAGUACACAACAUGCUCCUCACCUGUGACUGGAUGGAUAAAACUCUUGGCUCUCGCCUGCUCAACCACCUCCUCAGGUCUCUACCUAGGUCCACUCAAGAUCACACCCUACAGCCCACAGCUAGAAGUGAUGUCCCAACUCCGGUCAGUCCAGGCACCCGACCCCGAAACACAUCCAUCAGGAGAGACCAGAGCGAGCAACCCACCUGCCAUGUGUACGCAGUCUCUGGACACCAGGAGAGAGCUGUGCCCCACAGCCCCCACUUCAGAAUGCUGAAGAUGUGGCGGCCCUGGUGAACCUCUGAAUUCCGUCAGCAUGUUGUUAGGCCAACCUCUGUUAUGUAUCUUAUAGAUAUGCUGCUCAGAAGACAAACGUGGGGCACUUUUGUUCCAGUCAUUAUUGUUUUAGGUGUGCCAUAAUGAUUCUAUAAAGACCUUUGCUCCGUACUUCCCUUCCGAAGUUGACUUCUCGUAAGCCUGCAUUAUAGAAGGCUCUUAUUAAUCUUUCAUGUAUUUAUUGUAUUAACAUACUAUUUAUUUGCUAUUAUAAUGUAUCACUUUCCAUCUUUCUCCCACUUUCUUGGCAUUACAUAGAUCUUUGUCUGAUC